Phytophthora nicotianae INRA-310 is the source of this 2037-nucleotide messenger RNA. RefSeq lists its product as hypothetical. Bases 1 to 2037 code for a protein of 678 amino acids. NCBI's taxonomy places the organism in Eukaryota, Oomycota, Peronosporomycetes, Peronosporales, Peronosporaceae. The transcript has a single exon. Gene Ontology annotation, biological process: DNA recombination; DNA integration. Gene Ontology annotation, molecular function: DNA binding. The record is from RefSeq and is a predicted model, not a curated record.
AUGGAAGGAGCCGAGGACCCCCCUCUUCCUGCAGCGAGGGCCCAGAGGAUAAAAGCCAUUCAGACAGUAUUCAGGACACCUCCACCGGGCCAGCUUGAUGCUGCUCAAGUACGUCGAGCAUGUACCUCAGCCAACACCAAGAAAGCCUAUCAAAGCUACAUGAACGGCGUCACCAAGUGGGUAAAAGCGACACAAGAUUCUGCUGAUCGGUUCUUUAAUCAAGAUGGAAGUCUUAAUCUGACUACUUUUACGCCUGAGCAUUUCGAGAACUUUCUUAUGUACAUGAUGAACGGAGGGAAGCACAAGGUCUCGACGCUAAGCGGAUACAGGAGUGCUUUGAAAGAUGCGUAUCGACAGCAGCGAAUGGAAGUUCCACGUGAGUAUAUGGGCGAGCUUAAAACGCUAUUUCAAGGUUUGCAACGAGUGGAAGCAGAGACUAUUCAAGAUGGUCAUGAACGUAAGCCGGGUAAAGAGCCCCUUACGUUUUCGCUCUAUGUGCAGCUUGCUGAACUCUCGAUCAAACAGAACGAUAAUGGAUUUAUCCAUUUAUUUUUACUGACCCAGUGGAAUUUAAUGUGUCGAUCGCGUUCUGUCGAAACCCUACAUACCUCGCAUCUACACUACUCGGAUGAUAGUGUGGGGUUUGUUCUACACAAGACCAAGACAAAUCAAGAAGGAUCGGGACCUAAAGACCCCAGGCACGUGUAUGCUAAUCCUCUACAGCCUGCGUGUUGUUGGAUGCUUGCUUUCGGCUUAUUCCUUGCGUCCAACCCAGCACUUUCGCCGGGUAAGCUAUUCCCUGGUUCAAAUCAAAAGGCGAGGUUCUCCAAGACUCUCGGAAAUAUGUUGGAGGAGCUAACUGGUCAGAAGAUUUACGGGACACAUUCAAUUCGAAAGGGAGUGGCAACAUUUGCUAGUAGUGGGAGCACAGGAGGCCCUUCGGUUGUAAGUGUAUGCCUACGGUGUGGUUGGUCAAUGGGGGGCGUCCAGGACCGGUAUUUCCGAUAUGAAGCCGCCGGUGAUCAGUAUUUGGGUAGGGUGGUAGCUGGGCUCCCUCAAAACAGCUCUCAAUUCGCCGUUUUGCCACCCCACUUUGUUGAUCCGAACUCUACAUUGGUUACCGAGUCUUUGGCAAGGAUGUUCCCUUCAAUGUACCAGAACGCGCAUAUUGCACCUGUUUUAAAGCUAUGCCUAGCUUCAGUUAUCAAACAUUACGACUACUUGGUGGAAAAGUUGAGCUCGAAACACCCAAUGCGUUCUAGUUACGUAUUCUGCAAUCCAAGUAUAUUGAGCGAUCUUUGCAAAUUGCUGGUGGUGGGACGGACUUCUUGGAUGAGACCGACUGGAAUUCCCCCACAAGUGGAGCUAUUUCAACAGCAUGCUGAGACUCGAAAAUCCCUACAACAGCUACCAAGUCUGCUGCUUGAUGGAUUCUCAAAACUGCUGGAUGAAAAAUGUAUUGGAGGGCAAAGUCUCACACGAGAUACACUCGCAAUGACUAUUAAGUCGAUGCUACAAGAGGCUGGUUUGUGGAAAUCGCAAGAUUCCACGGCGCAGCAAAGGCCUCAACCAGAUCCUCUCAAUACUAUUUAUCACUGGCGGUCAGACGGCCAUUUCCAUCGGCUUCCUGAAGAUUUCGACUUCCCCCAACUUGAUGCCCUCGGUGUUUGGCGGAUGUGGUGGCUGGGCAACCCUGCAUGCGGUUACCCGCCGUUCCGGGCACUUCAACCGACAGAUUUCACAAAACGCAACCGCAAAAUGUACUCGGAAUGGGCAGUACUUGUUCGCCAUAUAACAACGGCAAUUGAGGCUAAACUUGGCACUCCUAUGCAGAAGCUUCGCUCGCAUGAAGACGUCGACAGUCUUUUCAAGCUGGGUUUGGCAAAUAUUGCUUUAAAACAGUCUACAAGUUCAGCAAAACAGCGGCCGGAGCGUGCGGUAACGACACUGCGAAGGAUUCGAGAGGCAAUCCACGACGCCAACCCCACGGCACGCACAGUACCACACCGGCAUAGAAAAAGAAACAGAAAGAGUUAG